Messenger RNA from Penaeus vannamei (Pacific white shrimp), 4373 nucleotides. The record is from RefSeq and is a predicted model, not a curated record. NCBI's taxonomy places the organism in Eukaryota, Metazoa, Arthropoda, Malacostraca, Decapoda, Penaeidae.
UCAACCGCCGUGAGAUUCGUAAACAAAGAUGGCGGAGGAAGCGUCUUAGCGAUUUAGGCGGCGUUUGAAUAAUGUCUUUGUGUGAUUGGAAAGAGACAGAACAAGUAUCUUGUUUGUUCUGAAGAGGCUGGAAGUACCAUGAAGCUCCUAAAACCGCCUUGGAUCAACCAUGAUGGUGACAAGGCAAUCUUCAGUGUUGACCUACAUCCUGAUGGUUCAAGAUUUGCGACAGGUGGACAAGGACAGGAUUCCUCUGGAAGGGUUGUGGUGUGGAACCUGAAACCAGUUGCUUUAGAGAAAUAUGAGGAAGAUGAGAAGGUACCGAAGUUGUUGUGUAUGCUAGACCAGCACUUGGGGUGUGUGAAUUGUGUGAGGUGGUCUCAGAGUGGACGUUUCUUAGCUUCUGCUGGAGACGAUAAAGUUAUUAUCAUCUGGCAGCAGAGCAGUUAUGGAGGUGGAGCUGUAUUUGGUUCAAAUGUUGUGAAUGUUGAAUCUUGGCGAAGUGUCACAACACUAAGAGGCCACAAUGGGGAUAUCCUCGAUGUAGCUUGGUCUCCAGGGGAUGUUUGGCUAGCAUCUGCUUCUGUAGACAAUAAUGUUAUUGUAUGGAAUACUGCAAAAUGGCCAGAACAAGUGCAGAUUCUUCGUGGACAUACAGGAUUGGUGAAAGGUGUUACUUGGGAUCCUGUUGGUCGUUACUUAGCCUCCCAGGCAGAUGACAAAAGUCUAAGGAUUUGGCGAACAACUGACUGGACCACAGAAGAAAAAAUAAUUGACCCUUUCAGUGAGUGUGGUGGCACAACAACAGUCCUUCGGCCAAGCUGGUCACCUGAUGGUCAGUAUCUGGUCUCUGCACAUGCAAUGAACAAUGGAGGUCCUACUGCACAGAUUGUAGAAAGAGAUGGAUGGAACACUGACAAGGAUUUUGUUGGCCAUCGUAAACCUAUCACGUGUGUGAGGUUUAAUCCUAAUAUCCUGGAGAAAGCUGAUCCAAAGACAGGGAAGUCUGUGCAGUACUGUUGUGUGGCAAUUGGCUCCAGGGAUCGCUCAAUCUCUAUUUGGUUUACAUCGCUGAAGAGACCUUUGGUGGUGAUUCAUGAUAUAUUUGAUGACUCUGUUCUAGAUCUUUCAUGGAGCAGUUGUGGCAAGUAUCUCAUGGCAGUGUCAAAAGAUGGUUCUUUGGCCUUCAUAAACUUUUCCCCAGAUGAGAUUGGCCGUCCACUUUGUGAAGAUGAAACUAACAGUGUGUUGAAAUAUGUCUUUAUCUUCACCAGUGAACAGAGUCGAAGACCAGCACCCCCCACCCCACAACGAGCACCAAUCAACAAACAGAUUGAGACGAGGACAGCAGAUGGGAAAAGAAGAAUCACACCAAUGUUUAUUCCUCCAGCAGAAGGUUGCAGGACUGAAAAUCCAAAUAAAUCAUAUGAGGCCAGCUUCUCGUCCAGUCAACAAGAGAAGAGCAAGAUAGUAGUUGAGAAAGUGGAUGGGGUGGUGGAGCCCAACGUCACCAGUCGACCCCCUCUGGCAUUCAAUUCAAACACAAACACAUCCCCAAGCAAGGGAGCAUCAGCUCCUCUCCCUGCUGAAUUCAAUGGGGUUCCUGCAGGUCUGCCUGCAAGAUUUGAAAAAUCAACUAAUGGUUCAGAAAAACAAAUGGAUGGACAGAUUACAACAAUCUCAAGUAAGCGCAAGCAUGAAGAUGCCCAGCCUAUUAUGGUCAAGCGCAAACGUGGCAGACCACCCUUAUAUGAAAGAGCUGCAGCCCCACCACCGAACCGUGUUCCCACUCCACCUCCUGCACAGCCAGUGGUAUCUUCAAGACCACAGGCUGUUUCACACACACAGGGAGAGCCUUUAAAUGUUCUACCUGAAGCAUCACUCUCUAAGUCUGCCAGAGUUCAGAUUCCCGGAGAGAAUUCAACAGAUGGUCCCCCUCCACUUCUGAUUGUAGAAAACGAUUAUCGAAUUGGGAAUCGUGUUGGUAUGGGUGGUGGUACACCAAGUCUACACAGAGUCAGCAGAACACAGCUAAAUGUUGUGAGUUGGGUGGCUUACCUUACAUCUCAAGUCACUGCAGUUGUAGCUACCACAGAUGCUGCUGCACUAACCUGUCAUGACAAAUCACUCCACAUAUUUGAUAUAAAGACAGGGGAAAUGAUGUUACCCCCAGUACAGCUUCAAGGAAAGGCAUCACAGCUUUUCGUCCAUGAGAACUGCUUGAUGGUUAUAACAACAGAAGCCACUCUCACAAUCUGGGACAUCAGUAAGAAGAAGCGAAUUCUCUCAGAGACCAUUCGACAUUUAGUUGAAGGGCGUAACGGCGGAGUGAAGGCUGUCCAGCUCACUGCUGAAGGUACACCAGUUGUACUGCUUGCAUCAGGAGAAGCCUUCACCAGAUGCCAUGACCUGGAGGCUUGGCUUUUGUUAGGUGAUUCUGCCAGUGUACGGCGAGUCCUGCAGCCAGAAUACACAAUGCUGCCUCCCUGUCAUCAAAGUGAAUAUAAAGCAAGACCUCUUGCUAGUCUCUUGCACCAGACUGCUGCCUAUUCUGGCUCUUCAAGAGUGACAAGACCUCUGAUCCCAGAUGAUGCCAAGCAGAACUUGACUGAGGUCUUCAUCAACCGCAUGCUGACAUCUGCCCAGUAUCUCAGAGCAGCCCAGGAUUACAAAUUUUGGUUGAAACGUAAAAUUCAAUUCUUCAUAAAAGAGGGGCUUGAAAAGAAAUUGCGAGAUGUAUUUGAUGACCUUCUGGGACCGAGACAUAGUGGAUCUAUGGACAAUCAAGAUCAAAAUGGAUGGAUGCCCAAGAUCAUGGACUUUGAUAAAAAGAGUCUGCUUGAAGAGUUCCUUCGAGAGAUUCUGCUUGCUGAGAACUCCUUGCAGCUACAGAGGCUCUAUUCUGAGUAUAAGGAACAGCUGGAAGGCAACCUUAUAGACACUAUUUAAUGUAGCAUACUUGGGCAUACAAUUUUGAUAUAAUACUGAUAUUUCGAGAAGUACUGUAAUCUUUAUCUCGUGACCAAUAUCUUGAAUUUAGAUGCUGUUAGUGCUUAUAUGUCUUUAGUUGAAUUUUAGCCAUGGAUUUUGUCGUCAUGAGUUGUAGAAAGAAAUGAAGGCUGACUUCUUAUGAGGCACCCCAAUAUCUUGACAAAUUUGGAAAUUGAUUUUUGUGGAUAAUUGCUAACCCAAAAUCAUUACAUAAACUUGAGGUAAUCAGAUAAAUAACUCUAUGAAGUCAAUCUUAUUAAUUCUACUCCUUUUUAAAAACAGUCCCUGCCUUUUGUAUAAAUAUUGUAUUUUAGGGUUUUGUGCAUAGUGUUCACAUGUGAUGACGAUAGUAAUAAGACUGGCGAUUAGAAAGCAGCCAUUGCUAUAUGAUAAUAUACAUAUUUAAAACUGGUGAAUAGCAUGAACUAGCAAUAAGCCAGCUUAGUUCAUGUAUUGCUCUAUUAUGCAUAUGUUUAACUAUAAAUUGAUGUUAUUCAAGACAAAGAUCACUGCCAGUGACAUCUCUUGCCUUAAACAAGUUUGUAAACUCGAUAAUACUGGCUUUCUUACAUUGAGCCAGAUAUUAUGAGGUUGGCUCUGACUACUCAACUGCCAGAAGAACUGUUUCCACUCACUGCCAGAUCAUAUAUAUAUAUAAGAGACCCGGUGUCUGCUACAUGGUAGAGCAUUAGGUUAUCAAAUAACUGACCUCGUACCUGUAGCUCCUUACCCUCCCUGAUGCACUGCCAGUCGUAAAAAUGAACUUAAAUUAGAAAGUUGGUACAUAGGAAGUGUGGGUAUGAAUGUUUACAAUGAUGUAAGUUUACCUGUAUAAUCAUGCAAUUAAGUGUGAAAUUCAUGAAAGUUAGCAAGCAUAAAUGCUAGUGAAUGCUGUACAUAAGUAUUCAUUAUAUUAAUGACAAUCUUUUUGUGCAGCAAAAAAAAAAAAAAAAAAAAAAAGUCAAGCGCUGUAUGAGGUUACCAUUUUAGUAAUUAAUGCAUCAGUCAUCCAUCAGUUCAUUUCACUUUCAUUUAUUUUUGCAAAUUACAAUCGAAACCAUUCCUGUUUUCAGCAUCCUGAUGUCUUUCAUACAUAAAAAUGAAUGGAGUGAUUUUUAUCCUCUUCCUUCCUUUAUUUAUUACUUUUUUAUUAGUUACUUUAUUUUUUGAUACUUCUUAAAAGGAGAGGAGAUUAUAAUAUUAAGUUUUAAACUAUACUGAACACUGCCAGCAUUAUAUGAGACAUUUGUGAUCUUUGUAUUUUCUGUAAUGCAACAUAUACAAGGCUUAGUCCUGCACAAUUACUGCCAAUGAUAAUUAAGACUGAAGGAUAGUAAAUGAACAAUUUCAAAACAACGUAUAUUACAUAUUUACAAUAUCAA